GAAUUUCCCGCCUAGACUGCAUUUGAACUAACUCGACUAACUCUAACUGAAUUAACCAACUAAACUGACUGAUGAGCUGGAAAUUCCUUAUUAAUUGGAGUUUCAGCUAAUUACAUGUAUUUGUGACUCAAUCAGAAAUCAUCAAUUACAAAUCAUGUAUCAGUGCUCCCUGCAGCAAAAGAUCCUUGACCACAAGGAUCAAAACUUGGACCGCUCUCUCCUCUCUCCUCUCCCAGACGAUGGAGAAACCUUAGAGCAGCCAUGGCUGCAACGCCCUCUCCCCAGCCUUUGGCUGUGGGAGAGACAAAUCCAACCCCUAAUACAUCCACUUCUUAUGCAACUCUCCUAAAUCCUAAACAAUCUGCCCAAGUUACCACAAAAACCAUACUAAAACCAAUCGAAACAGUUCAUGGAGAACCUACCAUCACGUUUUCAAUGGAGGACAGACAAGACUUUGCGAUCGAAGAAGGAUUGCAUCAAGCAGUGGUGGUUAAAUUAUCUCAUGGAGCGCCAGAUUUAUAGGACUUAAGGUCACUUCUGCCAAAACAUCUUGGUACCAAGGCCAAUUGCUUAAUUGGUUUACUUGCUCCAAGACAAAUCUUGUUUAGGUUUGACCAAUAUGAAGAUUUUGUACUAGCCUUAUCUCGCUCAGUUAACUAUCUUCUCUACAAUGGACAAGAGCAUCAAUAUAGGGUAUUUCCAUGGUCCAUUGGAUUUAAUCCUAAGGAGGAAACGACUAAGGCUGUGGUAUGGAUUUCUUUACCUGAUUUAUCUCCUGAUUUGUUUGCAAAGAAGUCUCUAUUGUCUAUAGCGUCCGCAGUUGGGAAACCAAUAGCUAUAGAUAAAGCAACUCAAAUCAAGUCAAGACCUAGCACAGCUAGGGUAAAAGUCAUACUCGAUCCAAUGGGUAAGCUUCCAAAUCGUACAAGGCUGCAGUUCGUGGAUGGAAAAUCUGGUAAAGUUGUCGAGGUUUUCCAGGAGAUUGUAUAUGAUAAUUUGCCUCUGUAUUGCAACUAUUGUAAGCACCAAGGUCAUGAUGAAGGUAGUUGUCGUCUGAUAUCGAAAAGACAUAAAAAUAACAAUCAAGCUGAUGGGGAAGAUGAAGAUGGAAGUGUUGAAAAAUUUCAAGGUGAUUUGCGUACAAUUUUAGAUGGGAAAAAAUUUAAACAGUAAAAGGAGUAGAUCUUUCCGGUCCCACUGUUAGUAAUGCAUUAUUUGAAAUUCAAAAUAGUGCUGCGAAUUUGAAUGGUGUGUCGAAUAGCAAAUCAGGGCAGCAACAACUUGGAAACGGAGGAACAAGUGCACUGGUUGCUCCCACUUAUGAGCAAAAUCGUGCAUCAGGUGAAAAUUAUGGAAAUAGAGGUGUAUCAGAGGUGCUUUCGCAAAAUUCUGGGCAGCAGUUGACGACAGUUAGAGAAGCUACGAAAGCGCAAUAUGAAGUCGCAAAUGUCGAUUGGACUGAUGCACUGGGUGCUGCCAAUUCUGAGCAAAAUCGUGCAGCCACAAUGGAGGUUGAUACAAGUAAUAUUGUUCAUGAAAUAGCUUCUGGAAAAGGAGGUGUUUCAGAGAUUCCAUUGCAAAAUCGUGCAGCCACAAUGGAGGCGGACUUGGAUACUGGUUUAACGUCAAAACCAGUUGAUGCUACAGCAGAUAAAUCGCCAUUAGUGGCUCUUAAUAUUGGUGCUACUGAUAUGGAAGAAUCUGGGCAGCAAUUAAAUAGCAAUGCAAUCGAAAAAGCAGGGGCAACACCAAGAGUUGGGGUCGAUGCGUCACGAGUUGAUUCGGGGCAAAAACUGAUUGAUACAGUUGAUGUUAAUGCUGCUGAAAAUUCUGGGCAGCAUGUUUUGCAAGUUGAAAACGAGAAUGGAACUAGAAAUUGGACAUUGGUUGCACACAAAAAUUCAGGGGGAAGUCGUAUUGGUUCCUCGGCUAGUCAAAGUAAUUCCCCAAGUCGGGGAAAGGGUGCGACGGGAAAUGUUCAGUUGUGCGUCGAUCCUAAUUUAAUUCUACCGACUCAAAAUGUUUUUGAACCAUUGUCCGGUACUGAAAAAUUUCAGCUGGAGCAUUGUGUGGAGAAAAAUACCACUUUUGUGCAAUCUACAAACGAUUUGAUUGUUUCGGAGGAAAACCCAGGGGAAACGAGCAGGGGCGAAUUUGUGUGUAAAUUUUGGAUCACGUGAACACAUGGUCACUCGACUAAUCUCGAUAUAUUAUGUGUAUAAUUCUGAAAAUAUAUCUAAUAUUAACUAAGUGAACACAUGGUCAUAAUAAGGCCGAGUGGAGCAUCGGUCAAAGGUUAUGUUUGUAUUCGAAGGUCACGGAUUCAAUCCCUGUACUCGGCAGCUUUUUUAAGUUUUGCCAUUAUUUUCUAAAGCAAUGGUGAACCUAUCCUCAUGAAAUCCUGGAUUCGCCACUGGAAACGAGCCCUCCAAGGUGGGCAGAUUCAUUUGAGGAAGAGGAGCAUAUUACUUCUCCUCCUAGGAGUGAGUUAAGUCCUCAAGCAUCCGUAUUUGUGCCUUCAGGCAAAUCCAUCUAUGACAAUGAGAGAUACAUUGAAUGCAAUUGAUAACUCUAAAAAGAGCUUGUCCAUUACCACCAAGGAUAUGGGAGUAUUGGCAAAGAGCCCUGAGCUAGGAGCUGUAGUUUCAGGAGUUAAUCCAACUACAACUUAUGAUAUUGACUUGGGCUAUGACAUGUUCGAUGGAGAUGAUGAGGAUGAUAUGCUGGAUAUAUGCUUUGAUAAGGUGGCUAAGGAUGGGGAUCUCUGACCUAGGUAACAAACAAGUGAAAGCAACAAAAGCAAAAAGAAGACACAUGGAAGGCAACAUAGUUGGGAUGGUAAGGUGAACGAGGAAUUUGUUCCAAGGCACCUACCGAUGCGACUAGCAAAGCAGAAUCAUAUGACAGUAUCAACAAUUUUAACAAGAUCCAAUAAAUCUAAGAAGUGAUGAACUAUCAAGUGUUGUUGGACAGAUUUAAAGAAGAAGACAAAAAGAAAAUACUUCAAGUUACUUUAGACGGGCAAACUAUCUUUUUUAGGUCAUACAUUUAUAAAAUAAAGUUUGAGGUUGGUAACUCAACUUUAUUCUUAGUUUUUUUAUUUUUGCAUUUCUUAAGCACGCUCAUUUGCAAUAUCAUCAUAGAGUGCAUUAUAAACUCUGUGAUGAUCAGAGAAUAUCUAGUUUUCUCUAGCUCUUAUUUUCUUCAUGCUUGUUAAUUAGUAGAGGUUCAUUACCUCAUUAGGAUUAGUAAGGUAAGACCUAGCCCCCCUUGCUUGUACUCUUCUCUUUGAGGUUUGCUUUUAUUGAUUAAUAAAAAUUAGCUCUAGAAAAAAAAAAAAAAAAAAAAACUUGGAAAUCUUGUGUGAAGCACAUUGACAAAUUCCCAAGUAGCAGCAUCAGCUGUAAGACCAUGGCAUUUCACCAAAACCUGGGCCACAGCUUAUUGCCUUCCUUCACCAUUCUUUUAUGCAAAAUGAAUUUUGGGGCAGUAGGGACUAGCAACAUCCACCACAGGAGGGUAUGCAAUUUGAGAUGGUACUGCAUAACAUUCCUUCAAUAAGGAUACAUGAACUGUAGGGUGGAUUUUGACAGAAUCUGGAAACAAAAGUGUAUAGGAUACAGGGCCCACUCUCUUCAGUAUUUGGAAUGGUCCAUAAUACUUGGCAGCUAAAUUAUGAAAUGGUUGAUUAGAAAUGGCGACUUGUCUGUAAGGUUGCACUUUAAAGUACACCCAAUCUCCCACAUCAAAGUUCCUAUCACUCCUAUGAUUGUCUGCUUCUUGUUUCAUCCUCAAUUGAGCUCUGCAAGUGAUGCUUAAGAAGCUGUAGUUUCAAUUCCCAGUAGAAGCAGAGGUGGGAAGUGACAUGUUGUAUUAUAUGUGUAGUUUUAUAGGACAAGGAUCGCGAUUAGGCGAUAUUUUUGAGUAUUAGAAGUUGCAACAAUAGCUAAAUGUUGAUUGAAGCAAGUGAUUGUAGUAAUAAUUGGAAUAGUUGUAAAGAAGAGUGAACUUAUGCGCAUAAGUGACACCACUUGCCUUGCUUUUGGUGGAAAUUGCUUUCAAAGCAGUUUCCACAUUCAAAGUCACCGAAGACAGGAAUAUUUCUUCGACGAAAUUUUUUCGGCUAUACAAAUGUGGAAAAACAUUAACUUGCAUGUAUUUGUUGAAAGAAACAGAAAAUUUAACUUCUUUGAAAUACCCUGGGGUAAGAUCGACAAUUUUGUUUAGCAAUGGUAGUUAAUAUGUGUAUGUAGACACACAAGGGAAGAAGGAUGGAUAUGGGGAACAUCAUGAAUCAUCUUUUUAUUAGGAUACACCUAGUUUUUACUUUCAUUGAAAUGCUUUUUACUAGUAGUAUGUUUGAGUAUGUACUAUUUUUUACAAAAACAGAAGAAGCUAUUUUUGAUUAUGUACUGAGCACUGUUGUCCUAAAGCAAAUUUAAAGCUACUCUGGAGGAUUGGGAGAAAAGGUUUAACAAAUAAAUAAAGACUUCAAAUGCCAUCAACUUAUUUCUACUCUAAGUGAGUUUAUACUUGGUUGCAGAUUCACUUGAAUUUGUCUGCUUGAAAUAGACUAAAGUGUGUUAGUUUAUCUUUUAUCAAGGUUGAUGAGCUUUUCAUUGAUACAGUCUUGUUAAUU
Messenger RNA from Lycium ferocissimum, 4639 nucleotides. RefSeq lists its product as uncharacterized. NCBI's taxonomy places the organism in Eukaryota, Viridiplantae, Streptophyta, Magnoliopsida, Solanales, Solanaceae. The record is from RefSeq and is a predicted model, not a curated record. The transcript has 2 exons. The coding region runs from base 1506 to 2180 and encodes 224 amino acids.